Messenger RNA from Stegodyphus dumicola, 1923 nucleotides. RefSeq lists its product as uncharacterized. Lineage: Eukaryota; Metazoa; Arthropoda; Arachnida; Araneae; Eresidae. The record is from RefSeq and is a predicted model, not a curated record.
GGAAAUGAUUUAAUUAAAAUUCACGAGUCGAAUGUAAUAUGCGCAUUUGAAAGGGUUGGUUUCAGUUGAGUGGGCUGGGAUAAUAUUCUGCAUUGCUAAAUUAGGAACGAGAUGGUCGCUUUUCCUUGAGAAAGGUUAGAUCAAGGUUAAGAUUUUGAGGGGGAGGUGAAAGUAGUAUUUGAUGAAAUACGUGUUUUGAAAGCGUAAACAUCCUGUAAGCGCACAAGGCGAGACUUGUGAAACUUUCACUUGAUCAUUACAUUUCGAAGCGGUGAGGUUGGUGCUAUCAUCCUCCAUAAGGAUUACAAUGGAAGCUCGUAAUGAAUACCCAGAAGAUAUGGCUUUAUUUCAACCAAUUUCUUUGCAAGAUAUGUGUAUUCAAACUAUUUUAUCUUCGAUAUUAUGUAUAGCUGAACUGUAUAAUGUAGAACUGAAUAUUCCUCGUAUGAUUUUAAGAGAUAUAAUAGAGAAAGGUCGAUUCUGGAUUGAUUUUGAAAGUAGUUUCUCCUUAGAGAACAGAGAUGUAUUUUGGGAUGAAAGUUUAACUCUCUAUGAAAGAAUUCGAUUUAAUAAGUGGUUUUCUAAACAAUUUAUUGCCUGGUUUUUCUUUGAUGAUGAUGUUAUAUUUCUUUUACACCUAAAGAUUGCACAUAUCACAUUUGUAAAACAUGUAAUUGUUCAAAAUAAUGAGUCUAAUAUUUAUUUGAAAAGCUGCAACAAAUGUUUAGAAUUGUGGUUACGAUGUCAAACAGACACUACCAGAACGAAAUGUAAAAUUUUCAGAAAAUUCAAUCAUUUCUUAUGUUAUAAUGAAAGGGAUACCCUUUCUUAUAUGCGAAAUGAAGAUAACUGGUGUGAGAUAUGUAAGCAAAGUCCUCUGUAUUUCAUUUGCGACGAGAAUUCAUGUUGCAUUUCUUUUGGAAACUUGAUACACGAAUGUCCCCGAAUUAACCAUGAUCACUGUUAUAAUAAUUGCUAUGGAGGUUUUGUAGAAAACUUUUCUUUUAACUGUCAAAUAUGAACAAAAAUACUGAUACAUUAUGGCAAUAUUCUGAUUAAUCAUUUUUAUUUUAUAAACACCCUGAAAUUUUUGUUGAUAUGUAAUGAUUCCUUUUAUGUUUGUAACAAUGUGAAAUGUACUUUUUGUUUUAUUUGAUUACUUAUUGUAUUAUCAAUAUAACAUCUCACAUGGUGUAAUGAAGAUAAUGGGUUAGUUUCUAUAUAAAUUUACAACGAAAAAUCGUUUUGAUUUCUUUAAAUGUUCAUUUUAAUUUCUGAUACUUAUAUGCGAAAUGAAGAUAAUUGGUGUGAGAUAUGUAAGCAAAGUUCUCUGUAUUUGAUUUGCGACAGGAAUUUAUGUUGUAUUUCUUUUGUAAACUUGAUACACGAAUGUCUCGCGAAUUAACCAUGAUGACUGUUAUAAUAAUUGUUAUGGAGGUUAUGUAGAAAACUUUUCUUUUAACUGUCGAAUAUGAAUAAAAAUACUGACACAUUAAGGCAAUAUUCUGAUUUAUCAUUUUUAUUUUAUAAACACCCCCUCCAUGUAUGUUUCGACGAAAAAGAGGGGGGAGGGAAAGAAAUUUUUGUUGAUAUUUAAUGAUUCCAUUUAUGUUUGUAAUAAUGUGGAAUGUACUUUUUGUUUCAUUUGAUUACUUAUUGUAUUAUCAAUAUAACAUCUCACAUGGUAUAAUGAAAAUAAUGGGUUAGUUCCCAUAUUGGAUUUACAUCGAAAAAUCGUUUUGAUUUUUUUUAAAUGUUCAUUUUAAUUUUUGAUACCUUUAUAUAUUUUACAACAGUAAUAUGUUUUUUGUUUCAUUUGAUUUUUUCAUUGUAUCAUGCAUACAAGAAUGAUUAUUUUGUAUUAAGCUUCUGUAAUCCUUUAGAAAAAAAAUAAAAAAAUGGACCUUAUCCAAGAGGUCCGGU